This is a messenger RNA of Symbiodinium sp. CCMP2592, 594 nucleotides long. Lineage: Eukaryota; Dinophyceae; Suessiales; Symbiodiniaceae. The record is from the annotation of a GenBank genome assembly.
AUGGAUGGAGAAGCUUUUGACGUGUUGAUAGCAAGUCGAGCAAUGCCGGCUCUGGGGGAUGCAGUGCGUCCGGCACACAUGGCCAUGCUCCGGCGCUGCUGGAAUGCCAACAAACCAUUCGCUGCAGCUGUGCCGUGCAAGGCAGGGCCCUGCGAGCAAGGCCCAGCUUUGCCAAGGUUUUCACCACCUCCGCGAAGGGAGACAGAUACUCCUGAGCCAGAGCCACAAGAAGAACAUCGUCACCCUUGUGAGUUCCAGUCACCCGAGCACGAGACGGAGAACGGUCACUUAACUUCCACUCCACUGAGUUCCGCUAUGAUGAAGCAAAAGGCUGCGAAGCCUCCGCAGGUUCCCCGCCUUGACCUUUCCUUCGUGCAUCAAAAAGGAAACUCCGAGAACCUCAUGAAGCACGAGUGGAAACCGGGCAGGCAGAGCAAUGCUGGCUCCGGCGCAGACAUGGCGAACAGGUCUGGCUUCGCCUCAGCGAGUCCUGAGGACCAGCAACGCAUAGCCGAGUUUUACGGAUAUCGGGACGAGGGCUUCGUGGCUACCAUGGCCGGCUUGCGGACGGACCUCCUUCGGCCUCGAUUGUGA